UACAGCGGCGUCGUUGCCGUAGCAACUGGGCUUCGUCUUUUCCGGAUCCGAAGAGAGCAGAAACCCAAGUAUACAAAAUACUGCCGAUUAUAAAAAAAACAUUCAUUCUGCGUCCCUGUCGCAAUAACCGUGUCUUAAACUCGUCUAACUACGUACUGGGUGAUGGAUCCAGUGGAUGAUUCUCCUGUUGGUGCCUCAGUCGGGAUUGAACGACUGGAGACCGGAGAGCAGCUGAUCACCUCUGACGAAGCUUUAACGUUCAUGUCUAGCAUCGAGCCCACUGAGCUGCAGAACUGCGUGUUCCCAGACUCUCUGGUGACCGUGUCAGAGGGCGGCAGGGCCCUGGGCCUGUUCAGUGUGACCGUGGAGUUUGCCAGGAGGCUCCAGCAGCCCUGUGUGCUGCUGCGCGCUCAGAGCCAAGGAACCAUAGAUGAGUCCCCCUGUGGAACAACAGUGACAGUCUACAUAACCAGUGACCUGGAGGUCCUGGAGGAAGAUUACCAUGAGUAUCUUGAACUUGAAGGCCACAGUGUGAACAAGAGGUAUCACAUGGUGCAGCAGGAUGGGCAUAUGGUGAUGGAUAAAGUUACCACCAUGGGAGAGGAGGUGACAAAGGAGAGUGUUUCAUAUCCCAUGUCUGUCCUACGAGGCCUGGUAACAGAGGGCUCCAACCUGCUACUGAUGCGUCUGCUCGCUCUGAGGAAGGAGGUGCCGGAAAACAUGACAUUCACCUUCAUUGACCAGAAUUUCCACAUCGUCCACACCAGCUUUAUUGGACUGGGUCUGAAGCGGCUGGAGGUUGGGGGGGGGGCGAUGGAGGUAUUUGGGGUGGAGAGGCUCAUUCAGUCUCAUGAGGACACACCAACAACAUGGCAGUGCUACUUCCUGGAGGAUGGGCACUUGGUUCACAGAGCACAAGUAGGAUCACCUGUCACUAUGAGGCUUCUGGAGCUACCACGUCAGCCAGAACAAGCUUUUGAGAGGAUCCCCUUGGUGUUGGAAGAAGACAUGGAAAUGCGCUCAAAGUUUCUGAAGAGAAAGGAGGAGCUCAAGGCAGACCACGCCUUGUACCUGAGAAAGCACCCACAGAUCCGUGCUCUCAUUUCUGAUUUCCUGCAGUUCUUGCUGCUGAGGAAACCUGAGGAUAUCUUCCAGUUUGCCAGAGAGUACUUUCUUACUUUUGCCUCUCACCAGCCUUCACAAGCAAGUGUAACAUCACGCACCCUCUGAAGUCACACUAUCACACAUCUCAUGUGUUUAAAAGCUUUAUUUUUAUAACUUUCUAUUCAACUUAUAAUACUUUCAGAAAACGCAUUAAUCUACUGUAUGUUGCUGGCAAAUUACUUAUAGUAUUAGAGAAAGCCUUGUGCUUAGCUUUAUUUUAACUGACUGAGCUGUGUGAUGUUUUUAAACUUGCUGUUAUUAAAGUGGUUUGGUCAUAACAGUG
Betta splendens (Siamese fighting fish) is the source of this 1447-nucleotide messenger RNA. RefSeq names its product ciliogenesis associated TTC17 interacting protein (gene catip). Gene Ontology annotation, biological process: actin filament polymerization; cilium organization. The coding region runs from base 163 to 1230 and encodes 355 amino acids. The transcript has 9 exons. Lineage: Eukaryota; Metazoa; Chordata; Actinopteri; Anabantiformes; Osphronemidae. The record is from RefSeq and is a predicted model, not a curated record.